GCUGGUCGCGAGGGGCGCGCUGCUGUCGUCACGGCACAGACGGCUCCUUCGAAAGGUUCGGCGCGCUGGGAGGUGGCCAACGCCCUCACAGCAAUGAAGAGUGUUCGAGUGCUUCACAUCCUUCCGGGCAGCCAGCUCUCUGAGCAUAUCCGUGAGCCAGAUGCCACAAAGGAGCACCCCUCUGUUUCCAAGAAUCAGGGAGCCGAUGCCAAGGCCCCUGCUGUUCCGGCUACGGUUACCACAGAUGCAUCU
This is a messenger RNA of Symbiodinium pilosum, 252 nucleotides long. NCBI's taxonomy places the organism in Eukaryota, Dinophyceae, Suessiales, Symbiodiniaceae. The record is from the annotation of a GenBank genome assembly.